This is a messenger RNA of Topomyia yanbarensis, 1371 nucleotides long. RefSeq lists its product as uncharacterized. NCBI's taxonomy places the organism in Eukaryota, Metazoa, Arthropoda, Insecta, Diptera, Culicidae. Gene Ontology annotation, biological process: DNA integration. The record is from RefSeq and is a predicted model, not a curated record. The coding region runs from base 1 to 1371 and encodes 456 amino acids. The transcript has a single exon. Gene Ontology annotation, molecular function: nucleic acid binding.
AUGAGUCCGGCGAAGCUCCAGUAUCAGGCAAUCUGGUUCGAUGGUUCGCUAUGGAUGCGUCAAGAAACUCCUACGUGGCCUGUGAACGAUGAUGUUAACUUCGAACAGUUCGAAUCAGCCGUUUUAAAAGAACGUAGUGUAGUGUCAUUAGCUCUGCAAGCACAACCUCCAAGCGAAAUAUUCUCCUUAUAUCUGAUCAGUACAGAGGAGUAUGAUAAGGCUGUUAUUCAUUUAGUUCAACUGUCCCAGCAAGAAAGUUUCAGCCAGGAACUGCUGGAUUUAGCAAGAAAUGAUGAGGUUCGGGAGUCAUCAAAAAUAUGUUCGUUACGUCCAAGGUUAGUAGACGGCAUCAUGCGUAUUGGCGGCCGGCUGAGGGAUGCGCCUGUGUCAGAUAGUAGAAAACAUCCGAUGAUAAUUCACCACAAUCAUCCUCUUGCAAUGUUGAUACUCGCCCACUAUCACACGAAGCUAUACCAUGCUGGACAACAGCUACUCAUUGCGCGCGUUAGAGAACGAUACUGGCCAACGCGAAUUCGGGAUUUAGCUCGGAAAUUGAUACAUGGCUGCAUCUCGUGCUUUCGCGCAAGGCCACGACCUCUAGAUCAGUUAAUGGCGGACCUACCAGCAGAAAGAGUAACACCAGCACCACCUUUUCUUCAUGUCGGCGUGGACUACUGUGGACCGUUUUUAUUCACCUAUGCUAAUCGUCGGAGCAGCCCUAAGAAGUGUUUCGUGUCCAUAUUCGUCUGCCUAGUCACAAAAGCGGUACAUCUAGAACUGGUGCAAGAUUUGACUACAGAAGCGUUCUUAGCAGCGCUUAAGCGCUUUGUAGCCCCGCGAGGGCAUCCAACAGUCAUCCUGUGCGACAACGCGAAAAAUUUUGUGGGAGCCAAUCGAGAGCUAGAUGAACUACGAAGGCUCUUAGAAGGUCAACAGUUUCAACACGUGAUAACGAGAGAAACAGCCGUCGAACGGAUUGAAUUUAAGUUCAUCCCUGCUAGAACGCCCAACUUUGGUGGGCUAUGGGAAGCUGCCGUAAAGAGCUUCAAAACUGCAUUGAAGAAGACAGUCGGACCACGGACACUACUAUUCGACGAGUUUCAAACGGUGAUAACACAAGUAGUAGCAGUUUUGAACUCUAGACCGAUCACACCAAUAAGUAACGACCCGAACGACUUUGAAGCCUUGACUCCAGGGUAUUUUCUUGUACAACGCCCGUUGACUGCCAUAGCAGAGCCUAAUUUAGACAGUGUGCCCACAAAUCACUUGUCUUCCUGGCAAACACUAUGUUCAGAUGCUGUGGGAGAAAUGGACAACACUCUACUUAUCGGAUUUACACAAUCGGACCAAAUGGACGAGACAACGGGAUAA